Molecule: messenger RNA, 3113 nt
Organism: Parnassius mnemosyne (clouded apollo)
Lineage: Eukaryota; Metazoa; Arthropoda; Insecta; Lepidoptera; Papilionidae
Source: the annotation of a GenBank genome assembly
GGUUCUUCUCAGAACAGAGAUGUUUUUCCGAACCAGUAAAGUAAAGAAUGACUUUCUGAAUCUAUAUUUAAUACAAAUAUUUUAUUAAAUAUUUCAUUUAAAUUUUCUUCUACUCGAUUCUAUCCCUUUCCAUUAUAUAACCUUCAAUUCGUUCCGUUCAGUUCCAUUAAAUUCCCUUCAAUUUCGUUACGUUCAGUUUCGGCCUAUUUCAUACCAUUUUCUUCAAUUCCAAACCAUUCCGCUCUAUUUCAUUCCAUUCCCUUUAAUUAAUUUCCGUUCCUCUCCGUUUCAGUCUGUUUCAUUCUAUUCGAUUUCGUUCCGUUCCAUUUUAUUUUGCUCUAUUUAAAUCCAUUCCGUUGUAUUCCAUUUCAUUUUGCUCUAUUCAAUUCCAUUCCGUUCUAUUCCAUGUUAUUCAAUACCAUGCAAUUCCAUUCUAUUUCAUUCCAAUCCGAUCCAUUCCGUUCUGUUCCAUUCCAAUCUGUGGCGUUCUAUUCUAUUCCAUAUCGACCUUGCUCAUGAAAUCCCUUCAAAUUCGUUCCGUUCAGUUUCGGCCGAUUUCAUGACAUUUUUUUCAAUUCCAUACCAUUCCGGUCUAUUUCAUUCCACUCCCUUUAAUUAAUUUCCGUUCCUCUCCGUUUAAGUAUGUUUCAUUCCAUUCGAUUUCGUUCCGUUCCGUUUUAUUUUGCUCUACUUAAUUCCAUUCCAUUGCAUUGCAUUUUAAUUCGCUCUAUUCAAUUCCAUUCCGUUCCAUUCCAUUUUAUUCCAUGUUAUUCAAUCCCAUACAAUUCCAUUCUAUUUCAUUCCAAUCCGAUCCAUUCCGUUCUGUUUCAUUCCAAUCUGCGUCGUUCUAUUGUAUUCCAUAUCGAUCUUUCUCAUGAAUUCCCUUAUAUUUCGUUCCAUUCGAUUCCACACCGUCCCACUCCGUUCCAUUUCAUUUCAUACAAUUCUGUUACAUUCCGUUUCAUUCCAUUCCUUUUCAUCUUAUUCCAAUUCCUUAGAUUCCAUUCCCACCCCGUUCGUUUCCGUUCCAUUCCUUAUCGUUUCAUUCAAUCCCGUACGAGUCUGUUACAUUCCGUUCCGUUCUAUUUUGUUUAAUUACGUUCUGUUCUAUUUCGUUCCGUUAAAUAUAAUUUCUUUCCAAUCAAUCCAAUUCCAAUCCAUUUCAUUAAAUUCCGUUCUAUUCCAAUCCCUUCCAAUCCAUUCCAAUAAAUUACAUUCCAUUCCAUUCAAUAUCGGUCCAAUCCGUUCCGUUCUUGAAAUAUCAUUCCAUUCCGAUUUAUCAAUUCUAUUCCAACCAUUCUAUUUCGAUUCAUUACGAUCCAUUCCGAUACAUUCCAUUCAUUCAAUUGCGUUACGUUCCAUUUCAUUCCGUUCUGUUCUAUUCCAUUCCAUUCAGUUUAAUUCCGUUUCAUUCCUUUAAAUUCCAUUUUAUUUUAUCUAUUCGGUUCCAUACGGUUCCAUUUUGUUCCAUUCUAUUCCAAUGCACGAAAAUUGCAAGAAAUUUAACAUUAAUUUAUAAUGCCAAUCCAAAAUUACUAUUAGGGUAAGGCUUAGUAAAUUCUGUGAAUAUAAAUAUGUAGACUUUGAAAAAAAAAAAGGAUUCAAGACUUCUUAUUGACCUUAGUUCUAAGGUGAAAACAAAUAUACAUCAUAUUUUAAAAUUUCUUCAAUGUUUAUCUAUUGUUAUUGUUGUUAAUAAUCUCAGUGUAAUUUAAAUUGUUUUCCAGUAUACAUAGGGCAGUCCUUAGCCGGCUAUUCUAUGGGAUGGUCAGCACCUAUAAUACCCAAGCUCCAGGAUCCAAAGCAGUCUCCACUUUCAUCGUCAAUAUCAGAAACAGAGACCUCACUUGUUGGAUCUAUCACUUAUGUUGGACUAAUUAUAGGUCCUUACAUAACCGGAUAUCUGUCUAAUGCGAUCGGCCGCAAGCCAAGCUUUUUCGUAGCAGGUUUGCUAACACUUUUAUCUUUUCUUCUUUUGGCUAAUGCAAAUAAUCUGGCGAUGAUUUUUACUGGCAGAGUAAUUUGUGGAUUGGGAACAGGAAUGAUUUACGUUGUAAAUCUCGUAUACAUCGGUGAGAUUGCAUCAACAAAUAUAAGAGGUAUAUUGUUAACCAGCACCAACAUAUUUACUACACUUGGUACACUAUUUGUAUAUGCAGUUGGACCUUACGUCUCUUAUCCUGUUGUCUCUUACAUAGCAGUAGGUGUUACAGCAUUGUACAUAUUGGGAAUUUUAUUCAUCCCUGAAUCACCGACUUAUUACAUUUUAAAAGAAAGAACAAAAUCUGCACAAGGAGCGAUGGAUAAAUUAGGAAGAUUGGAUGAACUUGACGAAAUCCUCGCUGUGAAAUACAAUACAGAAAAACUAAGUGUAGUUGAAGAAUGGAAGCAAAUGAUAACGGUGAAAAGUAACAGAAAAGCGUUAUUCAUUACAUUAAGUUUAAGUAUUUUUCAACAAACCAGUGGCAUUAUCGUAGUCAUCUUCUUUGCAACCACUAUCUUCGAAACGGCUGGCUCUUCAAUAGAACCAAAUGUAGCUACAAUAAUUAUUGGUGUCACUCAAUUUGUCGCUAGUAUGCUGUCGUCCUUCUUUGUGGAAAGAAUGGGAAGAAGAAUAUUAUUAUUAUGUUCAACCACUAUUGCUGGUUUAAGCAUGGCAACUCUUGGUGUCUAUUUUUAUUUAGACCUCAUUGACCAUUCGUCUAUUUCUAUGAUAAAGUGGUUACCGCUGGUGUCGCUGAUCAUUUACUUCCUUUUUUAUGAUUUUGGUUUUGGAAUCAUUCCUGGCACACUUAUCGGAGAAAUGUACCAAUCUAACGUCAGAAGUAUAGGGUCAACGGUUAGUAUCACCGUUGCUUGGCUGUUUGGUUUUGGUGUUGCAACGGUUUACGGUUAUAUGGUCUCAGAUUUAGGCAGCCAUAUUACUUUUUGGAUGUUCUCCGGGAUGUGCGCUUUGGCUUGUCUUUUCACAGCUAUCUUCGUGCCGGAAACUAAAGGAAAGUCGUUGGCUGAGAUACAGCAAAUAUUAAACAAAUAAUUUCUAUUCUCUACAUAAUUAACUACUCAUAUUAUAUAUAAAAUAGUUUUAUAUUUAUUAAAUUAAAUUUAGUUGU